UCUCCGUGUGUUGUUGGUCGUCGUCGUCGGCUGCCGCUGCUGGUGUGGUGUUGCCUCUCGCUGCUACGGCUGCUGUCGCCUAUCUGUCACCAUUCCUUGACGUGUUUUAAUUGCGUUUCGAACGUGAAUUCACUCGUGCGAUCUGAACGUAUAGGUGUCUCGGCCCAGAGUGAGUUUUUCAGCUGCAACAUCGGGGGGUAGAAGCAGAGUCGGCAGCAGUGAGUGGUAAUGUCGUCGACGACGACAGCGGCGAUCUCUGGUACGGCCCUCCAUAUAAUCGGGAUCGUAAUAGCUUUGGGUGCCGCACCGGCAUGGACAUUCUACCUUCCUGGUCUGGCCCCAGUGAAUUACUGUCCCGCGGAUCUAGCCAACUCGCAGUGUCAGUCUAAAAUAGCUCUCUACGUGAAUCGCCUGGACUCUGAUGAAUCGGUCCUGCCGUAUGAGUACCAUCACUUCGAUUUCUGCACGACGGGCGAGGAGUUGUCUCCGGCAGAAAAUCUGGGACAGGUUGUUUUCGGCGAGCGGAUCCGACCAUCCCCUUACAAGAUAAACUUCUUGGAGAACCGAACAUGUGCGUUCCUUUGCACGAAGAAGUACGACAAAUCGGAUGCGUCGUCGCAACACCGGCUCGAUCUCUUGCGGAAGGGGAUGAUGAAGAUGUACAAACACCAUUGGAUUGUGGACAACAUGCCUGUCACGUGGUGUUAUCUGACCGACUCGACGUCAUACUACUGUUCGAUGGGAUUCCCGAUGGGCUGUUUCACUUACCAAAACCAAAAGCCUCGCGGACUGUGUAACAUCUAUCCUACAUUCAUCAAACAGAAUACCUUCUACCUGCUGAAUCACGUGCAUCUGACGAUAACGUACCAUAAGUCCGAGCGAGAGACUUGGGGCUCGUCAUUUACCCAACAAGGGGGACGGAUAAUCUCGGUCAAAGUCUCGCCCGAGUCGAUCCGGCACAGGCCCUCCGAUGACAAGACGUCUGUCCUCUGUGACUCGAAAGAGCCGAUGACGCUACCGAUGAAUAACGACGAACUACCCGAUACGUUCGAAAUCUCCUACACGUACGAUGUCACAUUCCAAAAGACCGAUCAACGUUGGGCUUCUCGUUGGGACUACAUCCUCGAGUCGAUGCCGCAGACCAAUAUCCAGUGGUUCUCGAUCCUGAACUCGCUCGUUAUCGUUUUGUUCCUGACCGGUAUGGUGGCCAUGAUUCUUCUGAGGAACCUCCACAAAGACAUCGCUCGCUACAAUCAGCUGGAUUCAUGCGGGGAAGACGCACACGAAGAGUUCGGCUGGAAACUAGUCCACGGCGAUGUGUUCCGUCCGCCCCAGAAAGGAAUGCUACUCGCUGUGUUCGCUGGUUCAGGAAUCCAGAUCCUCAUCAUGACUUUGAUAACACUCUUCUUCGCUUGUCUCGGUUUCCUCUCUCCGGCGAACCGGGGAGCCCUCAUGACCUGUGCCAUGGUUCUCUACGUCUGUCUCGGAACUCCGGCGGGUUACGUCUCGGCAAGGAUCUACAAAUCCUUCGGAGGAAUCAAGUGGAAGUCCAACGUGUUGCUCACGUCUUUGCUAUGUCCCGGUAUCGUCUUCUGCAUCUUCUUCUGCCUGAAUCUGGUCCUGUGGGCGAAGGAAUCAUCGGCCGCCGUUCCUUUCACGACUCUAAUCGCUCUUCUUGCCCUAUGGUUUGGGAUUUCGCUGCCAUUGACAUUCGUCGGCGCGUACUUCGGUUUCAAGAAACGAACGCUCGAAAAUCCAGUCCGAACAAAUCAGAUCCCCCGUCAAAUUCCUACUCAGACCCUAUAUACGCAGGCUGUUCCCGGAAUUCUCAUGGGAGGGAUCCUGCCGUUCGGUUGUAUCUUCAUCCAACUUUUCUUCAUCUUGAACUCGAUCUGGUCCUCUCAAACCUACUACAUGUUCGGCUUCCUCUUUCUGGUGUUCGUCAUUCUUGUCAUAACGUGCUCUGAGACGACGAUCCUCCUCUGCUAUUUCCAUCUUUGCGCAGAAGACUAUCACUGGUGGUGGCGAGCCUACCUGACAUCGGGCUCGACGGCGUUGUACUUGUUCGUUUACUGCAUUCAUUACUUCACCCGGAUCUCGAUCUCGGGUGCGGCGUCGACUUUCCUUUACUUUGGUUAUACGUCGAUUAUGGUUUUCCUGUUUUUCCUGCUGACCGGCACCGUAGGUUUCUUCGCAUGUUUCUGGUUCGUGAGAAAAAUCUAUUCGGUUGUCAAAGUUGACUAGAGCGAUCCGUUCGUAGAGUGUUCAGAGAUUAUCAGACGCUUAUCAGCUGGACGAGGUGGGGAACAGAAAGCGGACAAGGAGAUGAACGAUGACGUGGGAGAAGGUUCGGGAGUCGGUCGUGAUCAAUAAGUAGCUCAUAAUCCGAGUCGAGGUAUAUUAGAAAAGGAUGCGCGCGCAUCCGCGCACGCAUGAGACACACGAAGUUGGAAUCAUUCCUCCGGCUCAUGCAGGAGCGAAAAAUCGAGGAGCGUGUCUCCAGCAUGAUUUCAUUUCAAUUAUGCGGAGGAGCUGGGGACGUGCCUUCAGUGAUGACGGAAAGCAAGGUCUGAGAUGCAGUUGCUUCCGAACAUCGUCGCCGAAGGGCACUCUCCUUUCCAUCGAAAACACUACAAGCAAAGCAAAUCAUAGCUGGAGCAAAAUGUGUUGGUUUUUGUGAAUAGCGAUGAGACGCGGUGAGAAUUCCCCAUCCUCUUUUUAAUGGGGAUCGAGAAUCAUGUGAGUUAGUUCAAUAUUGCGACUUCUACUACCCACUUCUCCUACGCUGUAAAGGAUCAGUCCCGGAUGACGAUCUGUCUACACUGUUAUUUGAGUUUGAGUCGGGGUCAGCCCGUGCUGGAGUAACCUCACGGCUUGACAUACUACUUCCACCCUUAGUCGACCCAAGAGAAAAGAUCGCUGGAAGGUGGAGAUGCUAUUUAAUGAAAUCGUCGUGUACAUAAAAGAGACAAUAAAUGCGAAUCCGUGAUUGGAGAU
Messenger RNA from Galendromus occidentalis (western predatory mite), 2997 nucleotides. It is a transcript of the gene TM9SF2, whose product is annotated as transmembrane 9 superfamily protein member 2. NCBI's taxonomy places the organism in Eukaryota, Metazoa, Arthropoda, Arachnida, Mesostigmata, Phytoseiidae. Gene Ontology annotation, cellular component: membrane. The transcript has 5 exons. The coding region runs from base 229 to 2244 and encodes 671 amino acids. The record is from RefSeq and is a predicted model, not a curated record. Gene Ontology annotation, biological process: protein localization to membrane.